Molecule: messenger RNA, 6297 nt
Organism: Biomphalaria glabrata
Lineage: Eukaryota; Metazoa; Mollusca; Gastropoda; Planorbidae
Product: cAMP-dependent protein kinase catalytic subunit 3-like
Exons: 11
Coding region: 247-2895 (882 amino acids)
Biological process (GO): protein phosphorylation
Molecular function (GO): ATP binding; protein kinase activity
Source: RefSeq, a predicted model, not a curated record
UUAUUUCCCCUUUAGUAGAUCUAUUCUAGAUAAUAUCUAGAGAUCUGGACUUGAUAAGAAAGAACAAUAAUCAACAAUUCACUGACUUAGCUUUAACUUUAGGCAAAAUGAUAGUAAAUGUCUCGAGUUAGAGUCUAGAUUCUUGAUCUAGAUUGACUAGAUUUAGAUCAGUCAUCAGUGAAUGAUCAGUGUAUCCAUCUCUCUGUGAAUAAUUACUUGUUUAUAUGAUUAACAUUUUUAAUAACAAUGAAGAGGGAAUCAGAAGAACUAGAAGAAAAUGAUGCUUCAAAAGUACCUAGAAUAGCUUCUGAAGAAAACAAAAGAAUCUUGUCAAGAGGGGUUAACUCACAUAUAUCAAGAGAGAGUGUCAUCUCAAGAGGAGCUACUAUUCCCAGCUCUAGUAAUAUUUUGUUGAGGUCAGCUAAUAAUCACGAUUCAUUAAGAAGGUCCCUUAAUGAAUCACACAAAAAAUCUUCAACUUCUGAUGUACAGAAUGUAACUAGAAGCAACACUGCUUCUUUGCACACUACUGGAGCUGCAAGAACAACUGCUAUAACAGAUUUUCCAUUAACUACUCCCAACAAAGUUCCAAGUCAUCCAAGUUUGAACUAUACUGGGACUAACAUAGUGAAUGCCACAACUAAUUAUACUAUGUUAUUAGACAAAAACUCCCCUCAAACAUUAUUAGCUAAAGGUUUUAAUUUGGAUCGUCGAAUAAGAAGUGCCUCAAUGUCUGAGUCGUUAGUUUUCAACAGUAGAACUCCUUCACCUCUCACUGUAGAUGGAAAUCAACUAUCUGCUUUCAGAUCUCAAAAAGGCUUAAAAGCUUUAUCAAAUCACAGUCUUGCUCAAAUGACUUUAGGAAAUGACACAUCACAAACAAACCUUCAUGAAUUAAAUGAUUUAAAAGCAUCUUCUAUAGAAGAUAAUAGGCAGCCAGCAUGCAGUGAAUCAUCUGCUACCUUGGAGCAAAGUACAAAUAAGCCAUUUGCCAUUCAGCAUUCAAGCUCUAAUUUUCAUCCAUUACUGAGAUCAACACCAGUACUGCAAAGAAAUAGCUUAUAUUCUGUAACUAAUGUUCCUAGAGGGACUAUGACUGCUACACAGUUCUCAUCUCAUCAUUCAGCCUAUGAAACAAGAUCAGGAAGUGCAGUUAGAAAAACCCAGCAACAAACAUCACAGUUGAAUAAUGAUCGAGAUGUGUGUACUAGACCAGCCAUAACCAAUUUACCUCCCAGAAAAAAAUCUAACUCUGAAUCUACUUUGUCAAGAUAUGUAGACAUUGAAGGCUCUUCUGCAAGAAGCAGAGGACUGGCUACCUUUUCAGCUCUUGGUUCAGGAUAUCAGCCUGUUUCUACUGCUUCAUCAAGCACUGUAGCCACAACAGGUAAUAAUAUAGCUGAAAUGACUACUCCAAGGCUUGAACCUGUCGCAGAUAGCUCAUCAAGUAGCACAGCACCUGUUAGAACCAACACUGUAUCUCCAAAUGAUGGAAUAGUUCCUGAAAUCAGUCAAAUGAAUUUUUCAUGGACAUCAUCAUCUAGAUCAACACAUCAGUCAACUGUGUUAAAUCUUAUUUUGAACUCUUUAGUCCUAGGCAUGCCGAAUGAUGAACCAUCACCAUUAUUACAACAAGACUUAAGAUCUAAUUCACAAUUUGCAUCUUGGUUGAAAAGAAGUUUUGAACAACACAGUCUGCGCGUAGAUAGAGCUGAUCAGAUUACAUGUGACACUGCCAAAGCAACAAGUAGCAAUGAUUCUCAAAUAGAUGGCUUGAAUUCUAUUCUUAAAAAAAAUUACAUGUCUUUAGUAAAAAAAGCUGGACCUUAUAUUUUAGGUCCAAGAAUAGGGUCAUCUCCAGUCCGAUGUAUUGUACAAUGUCUGGCUAGAAAGGAAAAAACUAACAAGUUUUAUAUUAUAAAGAUAUUGACUCUAGCAGAUCCAGACAAGGAAACCAUGGAUGACAGACAAGGAAAAAUGUUAAUGUUGACUGAGUUCUCUCUCUUGUCUCAUUUGCAAAAUUCUGAAGGUGUUGUUCAUUGCAUAGAUUUUUUUAAGGACAAGGCAUGGGACAGCACAGAAAAGUGUGAGAUCAACCGUCUGUGUUUGGUCCUAGACUGUCUGAUACCUCAUGAUUAUGACCCAGAAUCUCAUUAUUUUGUCAAUCUCCAACACCAUGUCAUCCAUGAGAAAAAACUAAAUGAGAAGGAAGCUUUGAUUAUUUUUUGGGACAUUGCUCGAAUAGUGGAAAAUCUUCAUCAGAAAAACAUUGUCCAUCGUGAUCUGAAGCUUGGAAACAUGAUUGUGGACAGAAGGUCCUGGAGAGUGACUAUUACAAAUUUUUGUCUGGGUAGACACCUUAAUUCUGAAAAAGAUAAAUUACGAGAUCAGAGAGGUAGCCCAGCCUACAUAAGUCCAGAUGUUCUAAGUGGCAAACCUUAUUAUGGUAAACCAAGCGACAUGUGGGCCUUGGGUGUGGUUCUUUUCACAAUGCUGUAUGGGCAAUUUCCUUUCUAUGAUUGUUUGCCACAAGAACUUUUUAGAAAAAUUAAGUCAGCAGAGUUUACUAUCCCCAAUGAUGGAAGAGUUAGUGAAGAUACUAAACAACUGAUUCAACAACUCAUAACUUUGGAUCCUCAAACUAGAAUGACUGCUGGACAAGUUGUGGAUGCCCUGAAACACAUUAUAGGAAAAUGGAAGGUCAUGAUGACUUGUGACACAGAUCAAGUAGUGCCAGACAUCCCAACUGUCACAGUUCCUGAGUUUCAACAUGACGAUAACCAGAAAAUGACUCAGACAGAAACGUCUGAAGAUUUACCUUUGAUCGAUUUCCAAAAUUGUCAAUUACAGAAAACAAGCAAUCUACAGAUAAUAGGUCAUUCAAAUUAUUUUUAAAAAAGUAUAAUGGAGUAUUUAAAAAAAAACUGAAUUGUAGUAUUUACUGCUUUUAAACUAAUGAAGCUUUGAUUAUAACUUAUACUUUUAAUUUUUUUAUGUAUCAUGUUUAAAUGCUAAAAGAUUUCAUAUUUAUAAGAAAAAAACAACUUGUUUUGAUCUAUAUUAUUGUAGUUAAUAUUCUUAGUAAUACCAAUAAAAUUAUUGUGUAAAUAAUUUAUAUACAAAUAUGUUAAAUAAAUUAAUGGACUACAUGGUGUACUUAUUUAGCUGUUAUCAAUGUGACUAUUUAAAUUGUUUUUGCAUUGAAUGCACAGAGUGUAGUAAUUAUUAUAAUUAAAAGCUACUUUAUCCUUGCCAGAUUAUACAUUUUUAUAAAUGAAAAAAAAAACAACAGCAUUUUGAUUUGUUUAUGUAAUUUCACUGAUAUCCAAGUGAAAACUAUUUUAUGGUUGGUAUGUUUAUUAGAAGUAAUUUUUAAAAGAAUAACAACAAAAAAAGGUUUCUCGUGUUCUAGUUUUGAUAUGUGUCAUAGAAUUAUCAUGGCACUUAUUUUUUUCCUAAUGUAAAAAAAAAAAAGGCUGUGACCUCUACUUUCAUAUAAGUUUACUUGUAAUAUGAUGAUACUAAAAGCAGAGACAAUAAUUCAUGAAACUGCUAAUUUUUUUUUGUACCGGGUACCACAUCUAUUACAUUUUAGCCAUUUCCUAUUAAAUAGUAAAUUAAAAUCAAAACUUGUUUUUUUUCUUCCGUGGCUUAGAUAAUGAUAAAAAAUAAAUGUAUGAACAUCUUGAAAGUUGUCCCAGAGAAAAAUCUGGAGAUAAUAAUUAGAUCUAUGACAACUUGUGCCAUUUAUUUGUAGUAAUAUAUAAAUAGUAAUAUAUAAAUAUACAUAUUAACUUGCUUCUUAUAGUAAUUCUUUUAUAAUCCAAUCCUCAUUGUUUCAGUUGAAAAUAUGCACUGAAUUCUGGACUUUAAUGUGUCCAGUAAUUGUUGAUGAAAAAAAAAAUGAAGUAAUUCAGAGUUUUAGAUUUUUGUUCUUUUUAAUCAUCAUCAUUCCUAAUAAAGAAUGAAAAUAACACAAUGUGGUUUCCAUACUUUAUUGACCAAAUGGCAUACAUACAUCAUUCAUUAUUUAAACAUUCCUAAGCUACAGCUUUAAACUGUUCUCUCAACCAUAACUGUCCAAACAUAUACACAUAUUUACACAAUAUUUUGUCUAGUCGAAAUUGAACUUUACAAAAGUGAUUAAGACUUAAAAAAAAAAAAAAAAAAACUUUACAAAAGUGAUUAAGACUUAAAAAAUAAAAUAAACAUAAAAAAUGUUAACUAACAUAAAAAAAAAAGACUUUUUUUUUUUACUAAAAGUCUGGACUAUUUUGCUAGCUGUUUAAUAAAACCAUGCUCUUAUUGCCAGUUAAGACUGCAUAUUAAAAAAUGUAUACUUUAAUAUCCAACCCAUCUUCAUCAUGUACAGUACAAUUGAUAUUUUUCAUGGUUGACAAUAACAGUGGGCAUAAUAUAUUUAUGAUUGGCUUUCUGAGACUAAAAAGUAAUACAUUACUUAUCAAACUAAGUAUUAUGCAAAUGAUUGAUUAAGUAUUACUUUUAUUUUGAAAUCACUACAUACCAUGACCGAUGGGCAUAUUGAUUGGACAUAAUUGAAACCUUUUUAUUUCAACAUAGAGCAAUAGCAGUGAAUAGCACUUUUUUCUGUCAUAAAAAAUUGCAAAAUUAAAAUGUCACAGAAGAAUCUUUACAAGAACUACUACAAACAUUUUUUUUUUAAAUAGAAGAAAGUGGUUGAUGGUCUAUACAGCUGUUCCUCUCUCCAAGUUCUGUUUUAUUUCAGAUGUGUAUUUACCAUAGAACCUUUCCAGUUUCUGGUUGAAUUUCAUGUUGCGUUCAUUAAUGUAGUCAAUGUCUGCUUCUUCAUCAAAUGUUCUGCGUCUGCUGUAUUUAGAUCUUUUUUCAAUCCUGGUAAAUUGCGUAGGGAAAAAAUUAGAAUUUAAGACAUACAUGUAUUUAACUAUACUUUUAGAUAUGAUUUAAAAUAGGUCUUAAAAAUAUUUCAGUUAAAAAAAAUGUACUCACUGUUUCUCAAGAUCUGUAACCAUUUUAUCAAUAGCUUCCUCAGAGUCUUUGUGAUCCUGUAGUCCAAGUGUAUCAGAAGAUGCAUAGAAGUCAUCCCCCCUAAAAUAAAGUGAGAAAGACAGUUCAUAUUCUUAGAAAUUAAACAUCUCCACCAUACCAUCCUGGUAGAGAUUUUUUUUUAUGACCUAGAUGUACAAUACAAACUAAAAAUGAAAUUAGGUUCUUACUCAUAACAAGAUGGAGAGUAUUUAUUUGAAUAGUUGAUAUUUGAUCUUAAUUUUAUCUCAGGAUUCAUUUGUGGAUUUAUAAAAUCAAUUUUGGAAUACUGUGUUGAAAUAAUCGAUACCAUUAUGCCUGUUCAUUUAUGAAUCAAGUUUAUCUAAUUCAUUCAUUAAAGUGAUACAUUUCUUGACAAACUCAAAUCUAGCCAGCUUUUUGCUGAUGAGCUCUUUUGCAGAUUGUGCCAAGGAAAAAUAGUGUGCUUUUUUCUUCAGUUGUUCAGCACUGCCGUAGAGGGUGUUGGUUAUGUUUAAAGAGGGAAUAGAACAAGUCUUUAAUUACUGGAAUGUGAGAGCCACCCACCCAGAGUGACUUUUGAUGUUUUUCUUACUGACCCUCUUACAUAACAUUUACUCAUAUCAGUUUUCUUGAUAGUUAUAAUUAGUCAAAUAUUCAGUUUUAAACAUUUUCUUUGGAAAAAAAAAAGUAUACAAAAUUUGAAGUAUGUAACCUUUUGUUUAAAUUCUUUUUGGAGAUAAGCAUCCCAUGUGCUUUCAACAAAUACAUCACCAAGCAAAAUAUGACUGAUAAAACAAAAUGGACUUCAUUUUGUUGACGCCAAAACAAAGUGGGUGAAAAAGUAGACUGACAAAAUAUCACAGCGUAAACUACAUUGCACAGAAAAAACUCAAAAGAUGGACUAAAUAAGAUAAUAUAUGAAUGAAUGUUAUUUAAAAAUCAUAAUUUUACAUAUUUUUUUCACUAGCUUAUUAAAUGUCUUAUUGGUCUAAAUUAAGGCCCACUGUGUUUGCAACUAGAAACACAUCCCUUUGUUUCAUGAGUGAUUACUCUUGAUCAGUCAGGUUACUAAGUUGAAAAGUUUGGAUUACCUUUUGAUCAGUCAAGUAACUAGUCAGGCUACUAAAAAGAUACAUUCGAUAAUCAUUGAUCAGGUUACUUAAUAAAUGGGAAAGUUUAUUGUAAAAUAUCAGCUUACAGCUUUUGACCUUGUUUUUCAUACUGUUGAAGAUCAGGUUUUAUCUGUUUAGUCAGCCUCUGAUAUUGACGGAAAGUUGCUUGUUCGUAAUC